This is a messenger RNA of Liolophura sinensis, 2505 nucleotides long. RefSeq lists its product as uncharacterized. Gene Ontology annotation, biological process: carbohydrate metabolic process. Gene Ontology annotation, molecular function: hydrolase activity, hydrolyzing O-glycosyl compounds. Bases 43 to 2505 code for a protein of 820 amino acids. The transcript is spliced from 18 exons. The record is from RefSeq and is a predicted model, not a curated record. NCBI's taxonomy places the organism in Eukaryota, Metazoa, Mollusca, Polyplacophora, Chitonida, Chitonidae.
UCGUUUACCCAUGGUGCCGUAGAACUGUUUGCGAACCCUGGCAUGGAAGAUGCCAGUUUGGGCGAGAGCUGGUCGGACAGAGGCUCCCAUCUUGAACUCGUGCCAGACAAACAUGGCGGCCUUAAAGCGUUGAAAUCUUCCCAAAGAUCUGCCUUCUGGAUGGGACCCGGUCAAAACCUGAAGCUGAAGGGCGACACGAGCUAUGCAGUCAGUGGUUACGCCAAAAUGCUGAACAAUAAAAAUGGGACAAUGUUCCAGAAGCUGGACAUCUCCGGAGCCGUACAUUGGACAAAUGGAAGAACGGACUAUUUCACCUAUGCCAGUCGGAGUUUCCUGGAUUCUAGUGUGGGCUGGUUCGCCUUACAAGGCUCAUUCCAUACGCCCAGCCAGGCUUUCACCUCUGUGGACGUGUAUGUUCAGGGUCCCGACCCAGGAGUUGAUUUUCUCCUGGAUGAUAUGUCCCUAACAGAAGUGGACGACUACCCCGGAUGGAAAGAGGAAGCAAACGCUCGGGUCGAGAAAUAUCGAAAGAGCGACGCUGUGUUAAGAAUUCAACUCGAUCCAGGUUUUAAAGCCAAUGACAUUGAGCUUCAGAUCAACCACGUGAAUCACAGCUUUGGUUUUGGCACAGUAGUGAGUGAUGCUCACCUGUUAGACCCGAAUGCCGAGCACUACCGCGAGCUUUUGUUUCAAAUGUUUAACUGGUACACAAUUGGCUCCUACAAAUGGAAAUAUUCCCACGGCACUCCGAACCACCCGGAUUACCGUGAAGCUAUCGCUGCAACUGAAUACCUCAAAAAUAGAGGGCUGCCUGUCAGAGCACACAAUAUGUUCUGGGCAGUGAAGGGUAGUGUGCCGAGCUGGGUGUGGAGUCUGUCUGGGCAGCAGGUGGACGAGACCGUAAACAGGCGGAUUAGCUACAUGACCAACAUCACGAGGGGCAAAGUUGAGCAUUGGGACGUGAAUAACGAGUUACUGCAUGGGCAGUUUUUUGAGGAAGCAACGGGUGACAGGGACUACUCCAAGAAAAUGUUUGCCAGGGUUCACCAGGCCGAUCCCGACGUAAAGUUGUUCCUCAAUGAUUACGACGUUGUGGCAAGAGGAGGCAGCACUGGGGCGUAUGUUGCCCAAGCCAAAGAAUUCAAGACGGCGAACGUGGGACUGUAUGGACUGGGUCUGCAAGGUCACUUCAGAAGCAAUAUUAGACCUGACCCAGCUCUAUUAAAGCUCCGCCUGGAUCUGUUCUCUACUGUGGGCCUUCCUUUGUGGAUCACAGAACUGGACUUGUACGUGGAGAACGAAACUACAAGGGCAGACUGGUACGAAACGGCCUGGAGGAUGUUCUUCAGCUGUCCGGCCGUCGAGGGCAUCAUCAUGUGGGGCUUCUGGGAUCGUCUUGAACACCGAGGACCCGGGGCCAGUUUGGUUAACGGCAAUAACUUUUACAUAAACGAAGCUGGUCAAAGAUGGCUAAAGCUCACCAAAGAAGAGUGGAGCACAAAAUUGACAUACCCUGUGUCACUAGGCACGACCUUCCGGUUCCGUGGUUUCAGAGGAGAUUAUGAGAUCAUCAUGAAGAAGAACGGCAAUCCGAUAAAAGUACAGACGUUCACAUUAGAUAAGUCCGGCAGCGUGGUUGAUGUCUUAGUGGACGGCGAUGGACACACCAUCUCGGUCAGCCCUAAGCCAACCCUGCCUCCGUUCAUCAGCGGGGGACAUUCGCACAAAGAGUUUACCAUUAACCCGCGCACGGUGGGACAUUCGACCUCUGGGUCUGGGGACAGCCUGCAGUGUGUGAGUCGAUACUCGGGUCUUUCUCAGGUUGGAGAUGAUCAGAAAGCAAGCAUUAGCUGUGAAGAUGGAGAGGUCAUGACAAGCUGCUCCAUGCAAACCAAGGACAACCGAGACUUCCGGGACGGUGACCAGAUUGAGAUGUAUCACGGGAAAAUAACGUGUAUUGCUGUAAACGCUUUUCGAUCGGCUGCGCCCGUGCAGGCCAUUGCCCGAUGCUGUAAGCUAACCGGGAUGAGUUGUUCGUAUGAGGCAUCUGGUCCGACCCCCAAACCUGUGACCGACGGCGACCAGGCCGUGACCACCUGCCCGACAGGCUCAUUUGCAACAGGUUGCACGUCGUACACAUACUUUGGCAAUAUGGAUGGGGCGUUCCACCGAAGCACUUCCUGUGUUGCGCAGAUGGAUGGGACAAACAAAGUCGAGGGAGGUGUAUUUUCCUACGCUGCCUGCUGCUCCGCCCCGCGCCUGAACUGCCGCCCGGUGACAUCGGAGAAUAGCGGAGGGCUUAUCGGAGACACAGCCUCAGUUCAGUGUCACCCCGGAGAAGCGAUGACUGGUUGUAGCGUGAUGUCAGACGACGGCCGGACAGCAGGCGCUUAUAUUACCGAAGACGAGCUCCCCUCUUGUGUAGCCGUCAACGGCGGUACCCGGUUCGUCGGGGAGAAGGGCGUGGUAGCCAGUGCCAUGUGCUGCCUUCAAGGCAUGGUCUAG